Messenger RNA from Branchiostoma floridae (Florida lancelet), 911 nucleotides. Its product is annotated as zinc finger and BTB domain-containing protein 25-like. Gene Ontology annotation, molecular function: protein binding; RNA polymerase II cis-regulatory region sequence-specific DNA binding; DNA-binding transcription factor activity, RNA polymerase II-specific. Lineage: Eukaryota; Metazoa; Chordata; Leptocardii; Amphioxiformes; Branchiostomatidae. The record is from RefSeq and is a predicted model, not a curated record. Bases 111 to 758 code for a protein of 215 amino acids. Gene Ontology annotation, biological process: regulation of transcription by RNA polymerase II. The transcript is spliced from 4 exons.
CUGACCAGAAAACACCCAGGAAAUAUUCACAUGUUCAGUUGAAGCUACAAUUGUGGAGAUUUUCGGCUCGAAUUUUCCCUAGGAGGCAGCUGGAGCCAGAAGCUGUAACCAUGGAUACAGGUGUACCAGCUGCCACCUCGCACCUGGGAGCCCACCUGCUGCAGUCGCUCAACAUCCAGCGCCUGGAGGGACAGCUGUGCGAUGUCAACAUACAGGUUGGCGAUCAGUCCUUCCCAGCACACAAGGCAGUCCUGGCCUCCUACAGCGCACACUUCCACACCCUCUUCUGUAACCAAAACAGCGGGGUCAUACCCUUUGACCUGGCCAUCAGCGACAUCACCCCCGGCAGCUUCUCACACAUCCUGGAGUUCAUGUACACCGGGAAGAUCCCUCCUGAGGAGCCGGAACACUCUGACUUCAUCCGGGUGGCCAAACUGUUUGAGAUGGAGACUAUCCUGGACCUCGUGGUCAAGAUUCAGAUAAGUACAGCUGCAGGUGCGGAGGCCAGUACAGGUAAGACGGACCAGGGGCUCGCCGUGGAGCCUGUUUCCAGCGAUGAGGAGGCUGAAAACGCCAAGCUGCAGAGUUUGUCCUCGUCAGACCAGCUGUCCGUGAUCGGGCAGGGCAUGGCAGCCACACUGAGCCAGGCCACUGAUGGGAGAGUUAAUCAGGUUAGUCAGUUUUAUUACUGUCACAUCAGCUUACUGUCCACAACCUGGAAAUUUGACACAAUUGGAGAAUGCAAUCAUUGCAUAUAGUAUAGUCAAGUUGCUGUUUUCCAAUAAAUGACAAGAAAAUAAGCUGUAAGCUUGAGUAUGCCAUCAUCAUAUGCAUGUCCUGUAUUCAAAUGUUGCAAUAAAAAAAUCUAAAUUUGGGGUCCUCGUGACACGCUAAAAAGGGAUUUUUACUUA